GACAAACAUAAAAUCCCAAACGAGAGAGAGGGAGAGAGAGGGUCUUGAAAUGCUCCAUUUUCCGAUUAUAAUCUCCAUCUGUUCUUCUUUUUUGACGAUUUUUUCGUCGAUCGAGUAAAGAAGAGCUGAAAUCCGGAAAUCGACUUCUGUUGUUGAAUUCGGUGUUGAAAAGGUAUUAUUUCUGCCUUUUUUUUGAAAGAUCGAGAUUGAAGAGGGUAGGUGAAAAUUAAUGGCAGCGAUGGUUGCUAGGGGUAGUAGUCAAUUGUCUUCUUCGAUUUCAGUCCAAGAAAAGGGAAGUAGGAAUAAAAGAAAAUUCCAUGCUGAUCAACCUCUUGGAGAUCCCAACAAACUCACUCCUCCAUCGCAGCCUGAAUGCACGGCUUGCUGCGAACUUGAGAAAUCCCAAAACAGCCUGGCUUCCGAACAACAUGCAGUCUGUGAUUUGCGUGGUUUUCAGCAAGACCAGCUCAAUGGGCUUACGUCGGAUCGGGGGUCAUCGUCAGAUUUUGGGUGUGAGCUGCCUAGAGACGAGCUAGAAGUUGAGUUCCGAGAUAAUGUGGAUUGGAGCGAUGUCACGGAAACCCAGCUAGAGGAGCUUGUUUUGUGCCAUUUGGACACGAUUUAUAAGAGUGCGAUUAGAAGGAUUGCCACUCAUGUCCAUAGCGAGGAUGUUGCUACGCAGGCUGUAAUGAGGCCUGGGCUUUAUUAUGGUUGUAAGGACAUUGUAUCGAAUAUUGUUGAUAAUGCAUUGGCAUUUUUGAGAAACGGGCAAGAGAUAGAUUCUUCAAAAGAUUGUAUUUUUGAGGAUUUGCAGCAUUUGGAGAAGUACAUAUUGGUGGAGAUGGUUUGUGUGCUUAUGGAGGUUUGGCCAACCUUCAGCAUGGGGGAUGCAAUGUGGCGCCUGCUGAUCUGCGACAUGAACAUGUCAGAUGCUUGUGCCGUGGACGGCAAUCUGUUGGGUAGUUUUGGCAGUGAUGAGGCUGCAGGGAGUUUGUCUGUUUCAACGGUUUCGCAGGCAAUAUCAGAGGCUAAUGUGUCUGUUCCAAAUGGGCCCGAAGCAAGUGGUGUGAGGCCUAGUAAACCAAAUAAACUGAACCCGAGUGGGCCUGAACUGCCCUCUGUGGCUGGGAUCCCAAAUUUACCGUCUGCUAGGUUCUCUGCAUUGGGAAAUGCGCCUAAUCUGGAGAAAGAGAGUGAUGUUUCUUUAGCUGAUCAUGGGGAAGAAUCCUCGUCUUUUACUUCAGACCAUGUUCCAACAAUGCCUCGAUCAUCUGCAUCUCGAUUGUCUUGGCCCGAUGAUAAAACAGGCGGAGGUAGAAAGGGACAUAUAAAUAGUUCUAAGAGAGAUUCUCUCUUCCGGCAGAAGUCGAUUCAUCUGGAGAAAAGCUAUCGAGCAUAUGGAUCUAAGGUAGCUUUAAGAUCAGGUAAACUCAAUGGGUUGACUAGUUUUUUCAUGGACAAGAAAUGCAAGCCUGUAUCAGAAGCAGCCAUUUCUAAUUUGAAGAACGCAUCCUUAAAAGUAAGCAAGGUGGUCGGAGUUGGUUCAUCUCAAAUUGAUGGAAUUGCUAAUCUUUCUAUUAAUGUUGGAUCCACUUCUGAUCUGGGUUUCAACACAAAAGAAAACAGCAAUCCAUCCAUGUUACCUGUAGCUAGUACUGAACUUACUUUGUCGUUACCUUCGAAAAACAGUGGUGCUUCCAAGCCUGAUGGCAAUGUGGAGACAGAUGUUAGCUGCUCUGGGAUUUCAUCGGAUAAUAUCUUUGGGCAGUGGCCCCCACAGGAUAAGAAGGAUGAGAUGCUGCUAAAGCUGGACUCUCGCGUGCGGGAACUGCAGAUUCAGAUGCAAGAGUGGAGAGAGUGGGGGGAGCAUAAGGUGAUGGAUGCUGCACGCAAACUGAGCAAGGACAACGCCGAGCUCAAAAUGCUAAGGCAAGAGAAAGAGGAAGUUGCCCGCAUCAAGAAAGAGAAGCAGACUCUGGAAGAGAACACUAUGAAGAAGCUCUCAGAAAUGGAGAAUGCGUUGGGCAAGGCUAGCAGGCAGGUUGAUAUGGCGAAUGCCACCGUCCGCAGGCGCGAGGUGGAGAAUUCUGAGUUGAGGCAGGAGAUGGAAGCAGCAAAGUUGCGGGCAGCUGAAUUGGCUGCGAGGCAUGAGGAGGUUUCAAGGAGGGAAAAAAAGACAUUGAAGAAAUAUGAGUCAUGGGAGAAGCUGAAGACCUUUUUCCAGGAGGAGCUUUUGACAGAAAAGAGCAAGCUUUCUCGGCUGCAGCAACAGCUAGAGCAAGCUAAAGAGUACCAUGAUCAACUCGAGGCCAGGCGGAAACAGGAAGAGAGGCUGAAGGAAGAAGCACACUUGCUGGCCGAUUCUGAAAGAAAAGCAAGAGAACAAAUCGAGGCUUCAGCAAAAUUAAAGGAAGAUAAAAUAAGAUUAGAAGCAGAAACCGAUUUCCAAAGAUAUAGAAAUGAUAUGGGCAGGCUUGAGAUCGAGAUUGCGCAGGUAAGAUUGAAGGCCGACUCUUCCAAAAUAGCAGCGUUACAUUGGGGCGUUGAUGGCAGUUAUGCUUCCCGCCUUACGGAUGUUAGAAGCAACCAUUCUCUCAAGGAGAACACGCAUUACAUUUCCGAAAUGACUGAUUUCCAGGACUCGGGGAUCGGAGAUGUCUGGUGCGAGCUGGAAUGUGUGAUGUGCUUGACUGAAGAGAUGUCUGUUGUCUUCCUUCCCUGUGCCCACCAAGUUGUCUGCACAAAAUGCAAUGAACUACAUGAGAAACAGGGAAUGAAGGAUUGCCCUUCUUGUAGGACUCCUAUCCAACAAAGGAUUUGUGCUCGCUUUGUCCACUCUUAGCCAACAUCUUCUGUCUGAACUCUUAUUUUCGUAAAAGAAUUCCAAUAAUGGAUUGUGGAACUUGAAAGCGAAUAAUGCAUCUGAAGUUGUCUUCUAUAGAGCUUUAACCAUCAAUUGCAUUAAUAAUUGUGAGUUCUUCUA
Magnolia sinica is the source of this 2983-nucleotide messenger RNA. RefSeq names its product putative E3 ubiquitin-protein ligase RF298. Bases 230 to 2842 code for a protein of 870 amino acids. NCBI's taxonomy places the organism in Eukaryota, Viridiplantae, Streptophyta, Magnoliopsida, Magnoliales, Magnoliaceae. The record is from RefSeq and is a predicted model, not a curated record. The transcript has 4 exons.